Molecule: messenger RNA, 2363 nt
Organism: Aphidius gifuensis
Lineage: Eukaryota; Metazoa; Arthropoda; Insecta; Hymenoptera; Braconidae
Exons: 1
Coding region: 490-1110 (206 amino acids)
Cellular component (GO): cytoplasm; nucleus
Source: RefSeq, a predicted model, not a curated record
AUAAUAUUUGAUAAAAAGUGUAUACUAUGUUUAAUCUUACAUUAAUAAUCUUAAUGGGUAGUUAAAUCUUGACCUUAGAUUAGAAAAUUUAUAUAAAAAAACUUUUUUAUUAUUUAAUAAAAUUAUUAUUUAUCAAAGUGAGUUUAUUUUUGUGGACAAGUAUCGAUUUAUAUGAUAAUAUUGUAAAAGACUCGCUGUUUUUUAUUUUUUUAUAUGGAUUGUCUAGUUUGUGAAACACAUGUGAUUAAAAAAUUAGAUAUUAUUUUUAAUUGUCGUCGUGGCUGUUUUGUUGUCGUUGACCUUUAUACAUCUGCCGGCAAGCGCCACUGUUUUAACAAUCAUACAAAUUUUUUUUUCUUAAUAUCACCAACGUGUGGUGGGAUGUCUCAUGAAUUAAAUAAAAUUUUAUAAUCAAAUUAAGAAUGAAAUUGUGAUAUUAAAAAAUGAAUAAAUGAUUCUAUACUUUCUCAAAAAAAUAUAGCCAACAAAAUGAAUAAUCAAAAUUAUUGGAAUAAAAAAUCAAAUGAUUUGUUAUCAUUGUCAUCGUCAUCCACAUCAUCAUCAUCGAAACAAGAAUCAAAUAUUGGAAAAAGAAAAAAUUAUAAAAGAGCAUUGAUAAAACCACAUGAAACUGAAGAAGAUGCAGCAAUUCGUCGUCAACAUGAUGCUCAAAGAAUGGCUAGAUUUCGUGCUAAAAAAAAAAAAGCACUUGAAGAAUCAAAAGCACGUGAUGCAGCAAAACUCAUGGAAAUUGCAAUGAUAAAUGAAUUAAAAAGAAGAAAUGUUGAUUUUCAUAUUAAAAAAAAAAUUAUAAAUAAUAAUGAAAUAUAUAAAAAUGAUAACAUUAAUUUUAAAAAUGACAACAUUAAUUUUAUUGAUGAUAUUCAUAAUAUCAAUGAAGAAAUUAAUCAUGUUAUGACAAUGCCAAAUGUCAUGGGGCCAAAUAAAUAUUUACAAUUGCUUGAUGCCAUUGGUGAACUGGGUAAAAAUAUACGAUUAACAUAUGCUGGUAGCAAGACAUCAAUUGAAAGAUUAAAAAGUGGUAUUACUCAGGCUAAAAUCCUAGUCAAAGAUUGUCUAAUAGAAACCGAACAUCAUUUAGGACAAUAAUUAAAAAAAAAAUUUCAAAUACUCCAAAUAUUAAUUGUUAAUAAAAAAAAAAAAAAAAAAAAUUUAUCAUCAUAUCGAAAAAAUAAUAAUUGUAAAAAAAUAUAUAUAAAAACUACUCCAAAAUUUAUAUUUCAAGUUAAUAAAUAAUUUGUAUAAUUAAUAAAUUUUAAUGUCAAUUAUUUUUAAAUUAAAUUAUCAACUGUAUAUUUUAUCAAAUAAAAAUACUAUUAUUGUUAUUGAUCAAUAAUAAAUUUUCAAGUUGUAUUGCAAUUCCAUCGUCCAGAAAAACAAAAACAAAAAUGAUGAAACUUUUUUUGUCUAUUCAAGAAAUCCUGGCAAAAUUCCAAUUGGAUAUGUCUGGAAUCGAACGACAAGUUAGAUGGACAAUAUUUUAUUCCUCCCCUGGGUUGGCCCCUGUCCAUUGCAUAAGGGAGAGUCUGAGAGAGAGAGAGAGUCUCUUGAAUAUCCACAAACAAACACAUACACAUAUACACAAUUGUUCAAUAUAAAUGUUGUAUAUUGAGCAUCAACGAAUGAGGUAUAAAUACAAAGAGAAUAAGAAAAUAUAUACAACAAUAAUGCACUAAUACAAAGUCACCUGUUCUCCUUGGAAGUUGCUUCGUGGCCUUCUCCGAGUUUUGUCUCGGUCGUCUACGUAUAUUUCAAUCAGGGGGUUGAGAAAAUAGAGGGAGGAAGGGGUUAUGGUCAAUAAACGCGACCACGUCACACACUAAAAGCCUAGCCUAUCGGCUCGACCCCACAAUCUUUCUUCCUCCCUCCCUCCCCCCCAAACCCCCUUAUUUCUUCUUCAUCAUCACCCCCCUCAUCAACAACUAGUCUCUUUCUUUCUCUCUCUAAUGCUGUCUUUCUCUCUCCCCCCCUUUUAUUUGCCCCCAUAUAUACACCAAAGAGUCGUCUUACAUGCACGCGCACCCGAUAUCGUUAUUUCCACCGACCCAAUAAAUUUUUUGCUCGUCCAGCAUCAUCAUCAAAGACAAGUACACACUCUCUAUUUAUCAUUAAUAAUCAUUAAACAACAACCGGUGUUUUGUUUAAUUUUUUUUUAUACAAUUUAUUAUUUUUAUUAUAUUUACCUUGAUUUAUUUAUUAUAAACAAAGUGCACGUGAAAAUGGAAAUAUAUUACUCCAGCUUGAUGACUUAAAAAUGUAAGUUGUUGUUUUUUUUUUUAAUUAUUAUUAUUAUUUUUAUCGUGAAUUGUGAAAAUGACCAAAUUGUCUCUCCGCCAUUGUUG